This is a messenger RNA of Cyprinodon variegatus (sheepshead minnow), 2970 nucleotides long. RefSeq names its product coiled-coil domain containing 13 (gene ccdc13). Lineage: Eukaryota; Metazoa; Chordata; Actinopteri; Cyprinodontiformes; Cyprinodontidae. The transcript is spliced from 12 exons. The record is from RefSeq and is a predicted model, not a curated record. Gene Ontology annotation, cellular component: centriolar satellite. Gene Ontology annotation, biological process: cytoplasmic microtubule organization; non-motile cilium assembly. The coding region runs from base 116 to 1642 and encodes 508 amino acids.
GCGUCUCCUUCAGGAAGCUAGGUGUUACAUUUUCAACGUUUACAGAACAUGCAUUUAAAAUCAUAUAAUUCGGUUAAGCUCCUAUAUUAAUUAAAGUACACCUCAUCGUUUGAUCAUGGAUCAUGAUGAACAUUUUCAUGACUUGCGUCUUCAGUUCCAAAUGCUGCAAAAACAGCAGAACAAAAGAAAACUGGAUUUGAAGAAGAAGAAAGAACAGAGCAAUUUCAAUGUGACUGAUUCACAGGAGGAUUUGGAUCUGUCAAAGCAAGACAUUCUGGAAGGCAGUGCAGUGGAUAGUCUGUUACAGCAGCAAAAUCAGACUCUCUUGGACCAAGUGCGAGAGCUCAGAGAUCAAAAUGGUCGACUCUUCAAACUUCUGAGCGAGAAGGACUUUGAGAUGAAACAUCUAAAGAAAAAAAGAGAUGAAGAGAAACUGGCUUUAGCUGGAACAUCAGGCUUGACUGGAGUUGUAGCUGCCACCAAGAUUGUUGAACUUUCCAAGAAAAUUAGAGAGCUUACUGCAGAAAUUGAGCAAGAGAAGAUUCGAUCCAAGCAAAACAGAAACAGGAUCCAAGAGCUUGAGAAAGAGCUGCAAGCUGCUUUGGAGAACUCUGUACCAGGGCGGAAAAAAACACAAAAAACACAGGAUAAGAGCCCGUCUGAAGACUGUGAGGAAAAUCCAGUGGUCAAGUCCCUGCAGGAAAGAUUGGCAGCUGCUCAGCUGAAAGUGACAGAAUAUCGUAACCAGGUUCAGUCUGCAAAACAGGAGUUAAAAGUUGCUCAGAAGGUUUUACUGAGUGAAGUUGGAGAGGAGGUCAACCUUCAGCAGGUACUGAACAACCCAGGGAGCUUUAGAGGACGGUCCCAGCAGAUUCUUGCUCUCCAAACAAGGGUGCAGGAGCUUGAGCGGCAGCUGUGCCACCAAAGACAGUCAGGGAUUCCAAGUGGAGAGCAGCAGUUUCCUGCCCCGGGGGUCAAUCAUAAAUCCCCUUCCCAAAAUAGGAACCUGAACUACAUCCGGACCAUUGAGAAGGAAAAGAGGGAGUCAUAUGAGAAGCUCUCAGCAGAUUAUGAGGCCCUUUUGAAAGAAUGUGGGGAUGUGAAGAAACAGCUAGAAGCUUCUAAAGCCAGGAGCAGAACUCAGUCGGAGGAAGUUAAAAAUCUGAAAGUGCAAAUUUCUUCCCUGCGGGAGAAAAGAAAACAUGAUGACGAGCUCGUGGAUGUCUUGAUGAAACGGGAGAGCCAGAUGCAGACGUUGCUAAAGCAGCUCAGCCGACAGCAGAGCGAACAGAGCAAGGAGGAUAAACAGAACCCAAGACAACAGCUGGGCAGUGUGCCUCUAGAGCACAACAAGCUGAUCCAGAAGCUGAAGCUUGUUGUUGCAGAGAAAGAUGCCACAAUAAGAGAACUGCGGGAAUUGUCCAAUCAGGAAGCGAGGGUGGACAGGCAGUCAAGCCCAAAGAUAAAAAGCUGCAACUCAAGAAUUUGCCCAGAAGAUGGAGACAGUAUCAACACAAUAACACCCUCAGAAGAGAAAGACGUGAAGCAAAUGUGCUUGGAGGCAGAGAAGAAGUACCACGAAGAGCGCCGCAAGAAUGCGAUGCUGGAACAGCAGUUGGAAAGGACAUUAGAUUCAUUAUAAAAGGACCCUGUAGUGAGCCUGGUAAGGACCAUUAUAACCAGGUGGUUGGUGCUGCUGGAAAACGCUCUUUUCCAAUCCUACAACUCAUCAGUUAAAACCUAACCUGCCUCAAUCUGGCUGUCAUGACUCUGUUCAUCAUGAGUGGUGGUGCAGGAGCUAUAGGGCUGAAUAAAGUGUGAACAUACAAACUGAACAAACUGGAAUCGUAGAAAACAAUUUAAACCUGCUAUCCUUAUUUGUGUUUUGAGCUGCUUCUGAUUUCAAACCUGACAGAUAUUUUCCACCCAUAAAAAUGGAACGACUGAAGAAAUGUGAUGAUAUGUGGCAGUGGUCUCAGUUCCUAUGGACAGGGUUAGUUUCUGCCCCUCAUAUGUUGCCUGGUUAUUGUUGUUUGCUGUCCUCUGGCUGGUCAUUCAGCUGGAGGAAACAGUCUCUAAGGGCAUCCUGAAAGAGCACUCUCGAUCUCACUGUGCAGCUUUAUGGUGACGUGAUGGGACAAGUCAAGCAUGUGUUGUUGUUUUUUUUUUUCUUGGAGACUGUGACAGCAUUGACAAGACACUAACCAGGGGAACUGGCUUCUCCCUGCUCACGCUUUAUUUCUACUAAGCCCUACCUUCUCCUGUCACAUGUGACAAACUGCAGCCUGCAGGAAGCAAGUUGCCCUCAAUAGUCACAUACACACACUGAACAAAAUUCUAUAUAUCUUAUUCUCAGUUCAAGUUUGAAUGAUUUGUAAAGUCAUGUCUGGUAACUUCAGGUCGAGGACUAUAUAGGAACUUUUGUUGAACAGCUUCCUGCUUGACCAUGAUGGAAGCUGAUAAUACUUCCUGCUUAUUUCAGGGCUAGGUAAUAAUCUGUUCUUCAGGUUUCAGAGGGAAAGCAUUGAUAUUAUCUCUGCCAGUUGGUCAAUGACUGUUUUUGUCACAUUCUAUCUUGUAAAAAAAUGUUUAUUUGCUUGUAACCCUGUGUAAAACAUAAUAAAUGUCUGAUUCAGUCAGUUGAUACAAACCAGGCUUUUCCCAAAGAUUUUUUUUAUACCAGAUUGACCUUAAUUUUCUUACGUUUUCAGCAUUUUCCUCCUAAUCUGGUAGAUAUUUUUGGUGGUGGAUGUUAUUGGAUGAAAUUGCAGAAUAACAGUGAAGGUCGCUAUUAUUCCUGUUAGGGUUCUCCUAAUGUUGGAUAUUUCUGUACAAUAUCAUCUCUAAUCAUUUCUGACUUAAACCCAGAUGUCUGUGAAUAGUUGUUAAAUGUGAAUGCAAACAGACUCCACCAGCUGACUGAUGUACAUUUUUAGAGCAUGGUGCAAAAGUAAAGUAUAAAAUCUUAGA